AUGGGGAAGAUCACAUUCUACGAGGAACGGGGCUUCCAGGGCCGCUGCUACCAGUGCAGCAGAGACUGCCCCAACCUGCAGCCCUACUUCAGCCGCUGCAACUCCAUCCGCGUGGACAGCGGCUGCUGGAUGCUGUAUGAGCGCCCCAACUACCAGGGCCACCAGUACUUCCUGCGGCGCGGCGACUACCCCGACUACCAGCAGUGGAUGGGCCUCAACGACUCCAUCCGCUCCUGCUGUCUCAUCCCCGACACAAGCUCCCAUAGGCUGCGGCUGUAUGAGAGAGAGGACCAGAGAGGCCUCAUGGCGGAGCUGAGCGAGGAUUGCGCCUGCCUCCAGGACCGCUUCCGCCUGAGCGAGGUCCGCUCGCUGCACGUGCUGGAGGGCUGCUGGGUCCUCUACGAGAUGCCCAACUACCGGGGGCGGCAGUACCUGCUGCGGCCCCAAGAGUACAGGCGCUACCAAGACUGGGGGGCCGUGGAUGCCAAGGCAGGCUCUCUGCGGAGGGUGGUGGAUUUAUACUAA
Molecule: messenger RNA, 525 nt
Organism: Budorcas taxicolor (takin)
Lineage: Eukaryota; Metazoa; Chordata; Mammalia; Artiodactyla; Bovidae
Product: gamma-crystallin C
Exons: 3
Coding region: 1-525 (174 amino acids)
Biological process (GO): lens development in camera-type eye; visual perception
Molecular function (GO): structural constituent of eye lens
Source: RefSeq, a predicted model, not a curated record